UGGAACUCGUUAUUUACCCUGUCCGAUGACGUUGUUUAAUGUCAUUGCUCUAUCACACGUGGCGGCCUACGUCAAGGCUGUCCUGAAUAAACUUCGCUCUGAACGGCAAUUUUAUUGGGGAACACGGUAAUAUGACAUCUUUGCCACUACUGCUAUUUCACUAGCAUUUUGUUAGAUAUGAAUUUUGUCUUCCUUCCUACAGUCUUGGUAGGAGGUCAGCAAGGAUCCGCGUGAGCUGCGCCGGUUUGCCAGAAUUUACCGUAUUCAGCUGAGGUUUUAUAUGUUGAGCGAUUGUAAGACUGGGAAACUGUCAUGUUAUGAAACAAAUAAUGGCCAUUGUAACUCAGGAGGAGUCGUCUUCCAAUUAUGGGUUAAUAAUUGAUCAAAUGAAGAUGGAGAUCGAGGAAUAUAAAGUUGAUUCUAGUCGUUUUCGUUCUAUUCUUUCGUCGGUUCAUUUGCCAUCAGAGUUAUCAAACAUAGGAAAACUCUUGGCAAAGUCAUUACAAACAACUUCUGAUGCAUUGGAUGUUAUAACACCCUGUGAAUUGAAUUUAACUUUGGCUUUAAGCGAUCUAAGCCAGGAGUUGCAGGAAUCUGAGAUAACGCUUGAUUCAAGUCAAAAAAGAAUACAAAAUUAUAAAAGUAAAUUUUCUGAUAUACUUAAUACAAAGGAGUUUUGGCGACGUGAGCUGUCACGACUUGAAUCGUUAGAAGAGCAGCAACAGCAAGAGAGCAGCAACACAAAGAAAUCAACUUCAUUUCAUUCAAAAAAGAUCAAACAAUAUGACGCCGAAUUACGGUCAAAUAAACAAUUACUUUCAUCAGCUGGUUAUGAAGACAAUAUAUCACAUGAAACAUUAGUAUCUUUAGGAAAUGAAGUUUCCGAAAUGGAAAUGAAAUUGAAGCCGUUAAGACUUCAGUUAAAUUCAUAUAAAGAUCUGCAACCAAGUCUUGCUCAAGCUCAAAUAAAACUUGAAGAAAAGAAAAUUGAGUUUAAACAAGUUGAUAAAGAAUUUUCUGAUAAACUUGGUGAAAUUGGUGCAAAUGCACCUAGUCUAUGAUUCCUAUAUUUUACAUGUGGUAUUGUUUGCUACCAGGUAGCGCCACAUGUCUGCAUAUAUUUUGAGGUAAACUCAAAUGCCCAUACUUAUUCCCUGGUUUAAAAAUGAGAAAUGCAUAAAUAAUUUUCAUGUGAAAUUGCAUAAAUGUAAAUGCUGAUCAGUUCAUAAAAUAGUAUGAACAUUAAUGUCUGAAUGUGCACUUUUGAAGAUGUAACAAAUUGGUAUCAGACCAAAGCCAUUCACUUUUGUCAUAUACUUGUGUUUUUAGGUGUUACAUUGGAGUUGACAUUUCAACUCAGGGUCAGAGUUGUGAAUUAGCAAAAAACAUUCAACAUUAAAGUUUCUGUGAUAAACAUGACAGCUAUUUCUGAUUCAUAGUCUUAAAAUAGAAAAAUAUAGUUGGAGAUACCUUUGGGAAGCUUAUGGAAUAGAGUUGGUACUUCAGCCUGUGAUCCCUAUGUACACCUUCAAGUUUCUUGAAUAGUUUAGAUAUGAAAAGAUGGACUGUUAUUUCAAAAAUUUGCUCAGCAUCACUAUUAUAUAGAAAAUGUUUUGUUAUAGGUGCAUUGUUAAUAAUUGAUUUUUGGACUGCCCUGUUAAUUUUUUUAUGGAAGUGUUGCUGUUUUCACUUGAAUAGAAAUCAAUGUCAAUCGGGCAUUGCCCGGAUGUAAAUACAUGUUUUCUUCAAUUUUGUGUAUUGGUGGAUUCUCCCAGAAAUAAAAGACUCUGUGCAAACCAUGUUUCAAUCAUAUAUUUACCUUCCUACUUAGUAAAUAUUUUGCAUCAAAUCUUUGAGAAUGUUGGAUAGAAUCAACAUAUGAGCUUUGCAUAUUCACCACAUGGACUUGUCAUAAAGCUUGUUGAAUGCUCAUAUUAAGCUAUUCUAAAAUGUAUUAACAUAUUUGCAAUCAACAUUUCUAUAAAUCUACCAUACUACCAUGCGUUUUUUUAAGAGUAUACGUUUUUUUAGCAUAUCACUGCCAUUUCCUAAUUUAUUGUUUUUUUUAAUAGA
Messenger RNA from Styela clava, 2073 nucleotides. Its product is annotated as HAUS augmin-like complex subunit 1. Gene Ontology annotation, cellular component: HAUS complex; cytosol. The record is from RefSeq and is a predicted model, not a curated record. Lineage: Eukaryota; Metazoa; Chordata; Ascidiacea; Stolidobranchia; Styelidae. Gene Ontology annotation, biological process: spindle assembly.